CAUUUUCGGUUUAUAUGUUAAAAUUAUAAGAAAUUUCACGCCGGAUCUGAUGGUCACACUGUCGUUUGAAUGUGACCAUUUGUUAUCAAAUUAUUUCCAAAUGCGUUAGAGGACAAGUCAAAACAUCGUUAUGCGGAAGGGGACAAGUCAUAUUAUAAAUUAUUAUUUUCCAAAAAUAGCGUUUGUUAACAUUGUUAUUAAUAAUAAUUAUUAUAUUCAACUAUCAUUGUUCCAAAAGCAUACGACUAAACGACUUGACAUGAUUAAUAAUUUGUGAAGUAAAAAGUAUUAUUAUUUUAAAAAAAGCUUUUAUUUACGUUGAUUAUACACAAUAUUCAUACUAUGUCAAAAAGAAUUCAACGAAUGAUGAAUCUGGCCAGUGAUAUAAAUAGAUUUCAACCAGUUAAGAGGAAACUGCUGUUUACAAAAAAUGUAAAUCCUACAAAAAAACAUGUACAGGGUAUAGACGAGUGUAUAGAUAAUAGUGUAGUGAACAUCAAUGGUGAAGAUUAUACUAUAGUAUUUGGAAAUCAAUCCACAGACGUUCUACAUGAGAUUGAUGACAUCAACAAAUGUAACUGCAAUGAGAAUGAAUAUGAGUUAAAAAAUCCACUAUUAAUACCCGAUGAAAGCCAGAAAAGUCCCAAUAAAUCAGAUACAAUAAGUGUGAUUCCCGGGACUCCAGAUCAUAAUAUUAUAGUUGGGCAUGAGGAAGGUUUGAUCAACGAUGAGGAGAUUGAUAAUAAUUUCAAUGCAAGAAAAAUUAGAAUUAGUGUUAAAGGUGACACAGUCGAUUACCGAAAAUAUAGACAGUUUAAAAGAAAUUCUGGUCAAGAAUAUACCACUAAUAAAGGUAAAAAAGUUAAAAGUCGAUCUUCUGAGCCAAUACCAAACUGUCGAGCCAAAUGCAACACUAAAAUAGAUGAUGAUUUACGUGAAAAGUUAUUUGCUUCUUAUUGGUCAAUAAACAAUUUUAACAGAAGAGCUGCAUAUAUUUCUAGUUGUAUACAUUUUACUGAUACAAAAACUACAAGAAAGCGCAGGAAUACACCAGAGAAACAAAAAAACAGAAAUAAAACAUUUCAUUAUGUUGUUCCAAAAGAUGGGAACUCAAUAUCUGUUUGUAAAAGUUGUUUUUUAAAAAUUUUUGGAGAAACCAAAAAAUUUGUUAGCAAUGUGUGUACACAAAAAUUAAAUUCUCCCAUUAGUAAAACUUCACCAGAUAAAAGGGGUAAAGCCAGUCCACCCAAUAAAAUAACACCUGGUGAUAUAACAUUGGUAAAACAACAUUUAAAUAGCCUUCCAACGUACGAAAGCCACUACUGCUGA
Molecule: messenger RNA, 1329 nt
Organism: Metopolophium dirhodum (rose-grain aphid)
Lineage: Eukaryota; Metazoa; Arthropoda; Insecta; Hemiptera; Aphididae
Exons: 4
Coding region: 343-1329 (328 amino acids)
Source: RefSeq, a predicted model, not a curated record